Molecule: messenger RNA, 4955 nt
Organism: Labrus bergylta (ballan wrasse)
Lineage: Eukaryota; Metazoa; Chordata; Actinopteri; Labriformes; Labridae
Gene: arfgap1
Product: ADP-ribosylation factor GTPase activating protein 1
Biological process (GO): regulation of endocytosis; regulation of ARF protein signal transduction
Cellular component (GO): Golgi membrane
Molecular function (GO): GTPase activator activity
Source: RefSeq, a predicted model, not a curated record
AUGAUGCUUUGCACUGCCAACGUAUGCAAACAUGAACAUGGCUACCGGUGUGUGACAUCAACAGUCCGUCGUUUUAAUACACAUUUGUCGGCGUUACAAAGUCUGUGAACGUAAAUGUUCAAGCCUCUGCCGCAGCCAAAGAAACCUUCGUAGAGUUUACCGGCGGAGCCAGCAGACCCUCUGAAACCAGCGUUUCAUUCCCUUCAAUCACAGACAGUUUGGGUCAACAUGGCGAGUCCAAGGACCAGACGAGUUCUAAAGGAAGUGAGAACCCAAGAGGAGAACAAUCUAUGUUUUGAGUGUGGAGCUUUUAAUCCCCAAUGGGUCAGUGUCACCUAUGGGAUCUGGAUUUGUCUGGAGUGCUCUGGCAAGCACAGGGGCCUGGGAGUCCAUCUCAGUUUUGUGCGCUCUGUCUCCAUGGACAAGUGGAAAGAUAUAGAGCUUGAGAAGAUGAAAGCGGGAGGAAAUGGAAAAUUCCGACAGUUUCUUGAGCUCCAAGAUGAUUACGAUCCCAGCUUGAACCUACAGGAUAAAUACAACGGCAAAGCGGCUGCUCUCUUUAGAGACCAGGUGGCAACUUUAGCAGAGGGUAAGGAGUGGUCCAUUGAAACAUCCCCUGCCAGAAACUGGACAUCUCCUCAACCUAAGACCAGCCUUUCAUCCUCUCACCGCUCUGGAGGACCCGGACAAAACUCAGCAAAAUCCGGAGACAAAGCUUUCGAAGACUGGCUGAGUGAUGAUGUUAACUCCUAUCAGAGUGGAGGGGGCUACAGUGGGAAUCAAGAGAAUCGGUAUGUUGGAUUUGGCAACACAGUGACUCCAGAGAAAAAAGAAGAUGACUUUGUGAACAAUGCCAUGUCUUCAAUUUAUUCAGGUUGGAGCAGUUUUACUGUUGGCGCUAGCAAGUUUGCUUCUAUUGCAAAAGAUAAUACAAGUAAACUGGCUAACCAAGCAACCUUAAAGGCCACAGAGUUAGGACAGACAUUAAAUGAGAAUGUUAUCAAACCCACUCAAGAAAAGGUGAAAGAUGGCAAAUUGCUAGAUGAAAUGGCCAUCAGCAUGUCUGGGCUGGCAAACAAGGUUCAGGGAGCCGGAGCAAAAUUGACAAAUCUCUUCUCUGGAAAAGCGGAAGAUGGAUCUGCUGGAGAUAGCUAUCAGAACAUGGAUGCUUCUGAGGGAUAUCAGGGCAGUUCUAGCCAGCCUGUUGCAAAGGACUUCUGGGAAACCUUUGGCAGCAACACCUCCUUAAAGGCAAAGAAAUCACCCAGCAGUGACAGCUGGACCAUCGCAGAUAACUCUGCAAAGAAGAGUUCUGACAGUUGGGACAAUUGGGGCUCUGAAGCAGCGUCCAACAACAAAAACAGCACAGGGGAGAGCUGGGAGGCCUGGGACAACAACUGGGAUAACGCAGAUGCUAAGACGAAGAAGAGUCCCACAAAACCUGCCGAGGAAACCUGGGAUAAUGCAGACUGGUAGUGACCUCACAAACCAUACAUCUCCUCACCUGUUUCCUGCUCUGGCAUUUCCCCUCCACCUCUCUCUCUCUCUCUCUCUCUCUCUCUCUCUCUCUCUCGCUCUCUUCAUCUCACUGGCACUUUCAAGGGAAAGUGCUGCAUCAGUUUGUCUCCAUCCAAAAUGUAUUUAUAAAAAAAGAAAGAAAAAACUAAGGAAUCCCAGGCAAAGGUAGAGCUAAUUAUAAAAUGAAUACUCUUAAAAUGUCCAACAUGGCAUCUAUUUUAUUGUAAGUCACCCUCUUCACAAAGAAUCAUGAUAAAUCUGAGUAGAUCAGGUCAUUAAGUAGUACUUCCUUGUCACCAUAAAUAUACUACUGAUGUUGGAGAAUAAGCCUGUGUUCGUCUUGUAUCAUGGGUUCAAUGACACUGGUUUUAAAUUCCCAUCAUAAUAUGAUGCAUGUAAGAGAAGAGAGGACAUUGUAAAUAUAAACCCUUGUAGAUACAUUGUGAUUGACUGAAUACUAACAUUAUCUUCUGGGUUCAAUUAAAUCAGUGGACCCUUUGGCUACCUUUAAUUACAAUAUGUUUGGAAACACAAUUAAAUAAAUAACCUAUAGUUCAACUUUGCUAUUUUCAUUUUUGGAAUACAAAUGUGCAUAUAGUCAAGGAGUUGAUGAUAAAUAUUAAAAGUUAGAGAAUUUAUUUUCCAAAUUUAUCACAAAUCCCCCCCCCCCCAGUCUAUUAUGCACAUGCUGACUUCAAAGUUUAACUCCAAAUGGAUGCGUUUAGGUAAAAUCAAGAAGCUGCUAAAACCCUCAUUCACACUAAAAAAGCUAAAAGGUACAGGCAUUCUUUUAAGGAGAUCUUAGAAAUCAUGUUUUUUCUGUUAUGCAACUCCUUAGAAACUUCUAGCCAUUCAUGACAUUGCUUUUUUUUACUUCAUGGCUGAAUAUAAACUAAAGUUAUCUUAAUGAGCUGUAUAAAUGGAAAAUGAUCAAGCUAUAUGUCCCAGACUUUGAACAGUUCCCACGCAUUCAAUUCAAAUAAGUCAGUGUCAGGAUACCGGCCAAGUUUGUUAUUGAUUGACUGGGGGAUAGGAGGGAUUUAACACAUGUUUUUCUAUCAUUAUUUCCAUGACCCUUUAAAGCUGGGUGAUUAUACAUGAAUUGAAACAUGGUGCAGGUAAACUGUCAAAUUCGAGUUCACACGGUCACGAUCAUUUAUGCUUUCAAACAAGCUCACAUUGUUCCAUACAUUUUGACAAACCUGCAUCCUCUCAUUGUGACAGUAAACAGUUAGCACUGGGUCAUUAUGAAAGACACAUCAGCAAUUGUUUCCUCCAUAGUUUUAUAAUUGUAUUUUCAUGAUGGAACAUUUGAAAUAUUUUCAUGAAUUCUUUGUUAUUGCACCUUUGUCAUCGCAUAUUGUGAGGCGUUGGUGUCACACAUCUUCACACUCAUAUGAGCAUCUUUGUAGUGAAGAAUACAUGAGGUUUAUAAUAUGCUGGACACUUAAAUGGUCAGUGCUGUCAAACACUUUUUUAAUUGAUCUGAUCUACAUAGUGCAUCCCCCAGUUUCAUGAAACAGCAGCUGGACUAUUAAACAUGAAAUCACUGUUGAUGUUAAGGACUGGGACAAUGUUGCAGCAGCGACUUUCCCUUUGUGGCCUUCAUUUCUGUGUAACAUGAGGUGUUUUGACUUUAUCAUUUUUAUUAAUCCCCCAUUAGAGGAAAUGAACGUGUUACAACAGCUCAAAAAAGACAGCAACAAUAAUAUUUAUGAUAAUGAUAAAAACAAACAACCACCAGAAGUCUUUCUAACAAUUCAAACCCCUUCAACUUAAACUAAACACACUUGAAACAAUUCCAACUCCAGACAUAGGUUUAUAUUAGUGUACAUUUGUUUAGCUACAGACUAAUAUCAAACACAUACAACGGUUAGGCGUGCAACGGAUCACAGAUCAUUUUUUGGAUUAUCAAGAAGAUAUUUUUAAUAUCACUUUUCUACUUCUCACUAAAACACGACUGUAACUGUGCAUUUUAAGGCAAAAUGAAUCCGACUUUUUUGUGUUGAAAUUCACCACAACAAUAUUUAAGAGGACACAGGACUGUCUUCACAUUUGUAUAACGGAUCUACAUGCACUACAUUAAGUUUUCUUUUCACUGUGACUCUACACAGGGAGUAAUAGGCAGUUCAAUUAUUUGCAUUACAUGCAUUCAGAACAGAUCACAGAUCAACUGGGAUCCGUUGCACCUCUAAUGCUUGGUGUGCAUCUGAGACUUUGAGGCUUGGUAUCUGUUAUCAUUGGCCAGUAGCCCACUAUAGCUGCUCAUAGAGCAGUGGAAGAGUGCAAUACAACUGCUGGGUUUAUGUUUGUUAUUACUGUGUUAUGACACUUUUGUUGUGAUUCUAUAAGGAUUUCUCAUCGGGCCUCAUGAUUGGUUUAUAUACCAUCAAAGAUUAUAUCACAUGUGAAGGAUACAAUUUAUUCCAUAUCCACUUCCUACCUCUAAGAAGUGUUCAGUUUACUGCAGUGGUUUUUUUUUUAAACUCUGAGCAUCCUUUUUGACCUAGACUUAAUAUCAGGAGGUUUGAUUUGACUUUGCUAAAAGAAGUGUUUAAGCAAAGCCACAAAGAAGAGUUUUCAUUGUUAUUAUGUUUUCAUUUCAAACAAGAUUUAAAAUAAAGAGAUAACUUCUGGAACGUUUGUGUUGCUGUUCCCUGCAGUCAUGUGCUCAUGUGUGGUGGUAUGUUACAAACUUUAAACAGCUGUGAUUGCUGUCUGCUGAUACUGAUGUCAAUGUGCCUGUGUGUCUCUGAUGCAGUGGGGUGUACAUGUCAUUCACUGUCACAGAUCAGUUCAAAUGUUUUAUUGUUGCCCAUACCUUCUCUGUAUCCCUGAAGCUUUAUGACAUUUUUUUGUACGACUGGAAUACUUUGGGGGGGAAAUAUUUGAACAGCCCGGCUUUGUCUGUUUCCUGUAAAAUGUUAACCCACCACUUAUUGGUGAAAGACCUGUUGGGAUUACUGAUACACUCGAUUCAUGGAAUAACUGCACAAUGUAAUAUUGAUGGACUUGUAUCCCAUUGGUUCUAAUGUAAGGUGAAUACAUUUUUUAGAAAUCCAAUGUUAUUUACCUGUAAUUCUGAACUUAAACUUUCCAGAGCAGCAGUUGAGCUCAGUGUCUGUGCCUGUCAAACAUUUCAGAUUGGGGUAUGUUGUGUUUGUUGCUCAGACUAUUGUGUCAGAAAUACUAUUUUUGAUUUCAUGCAUGAGCUGUGACGUGGUGCUUAAAAACAUUCAGCUGGUGUUUAAUUUGUUAAAGCUGUUUCCUCCAGUGAAUUUGAGUGCAGUUGUCUGCUUUCCCCUUCAAUUUCACCAGCAGCCAUCACAUGAGGUGAGCCAGUGUUACCUAUUCAGCUGAGGUUGUGGAUGUUUUCCUGUACAAAUGGUUUCUGUGUUGAAUAAAAAUGUAUUGUGUUGUGGAUGCAAUGGAAUUUA